AUGAAGAUGUUUUUAAAUUUACCCAAAGAAGUUCUAGCAUUGAUCGUUAAGUAUAUUGAUGAUAAGAUAAAAAUUUUAGAGUUAGUUGCAAUCCCUCCUCUACGGGAAAUAGCUUUGAAAGAAAGAUUCUCAACAUAUCAUAUUGUUUCAAAUUGUGAUGGAGAUGGAAGAGGAGAUGGAGAAGGAGAUGGAGAAGGAGAUGGAGAAGGAGAUGGAGAAGGAGAUGGAGAAGGAGAUGGAGAAGGAGAUGGAGAAGGAGAUGGAGAAGGAGAUGGAGGUAUUGAAGGUUUAGAAUCACUUUAUCGUUUAUUUAAAUUCAAACCUUCCAGAAUCAUUGGUGAAAUUACUGAUAUUCAUAAGAUACUCAAUAUUGAAAUGUCUGGAAUAAAAAUUGAUGACCAUAAAUGUAAACAUCUAGAAGUAACAGAUGCUGUUGAUUAUACCACGAGUAAAUUUGAAGUUUUGUUAACUCAAUCAAGUACACAAAAAUGA
This is a messenger RNA of Lodderomyces pseudojiufengensis, 492 nucleotides long. RefSeq lists its product as uncharacterized. Bases 1 to 492 code for a protein of 163 amino acids. The record is from RefSeq and is a predicted model, not a curated record. The transcript has a single exon. Lineage: Eukaryota; Fungi; Ascomycota; Pichiomycetes; Serinales; Debaryomycetaceae.